AUGUUAACCAAAAUACAUCGAAAUAUACUGAGUCGAAACCAAGGCUUUUGCAGAAGUUUGUAUCAGCAAGUAAAUCCAGCAGUCAGUAGUACAGUUUUCACCCAGCAUUUUCAGAAUGUCCAUACAAAAUCUCAGGACAAUCCAAAAAUACUUAUCACAGGAAGUCUUGGGCAAUUAGGUUUUGGACUUGCCAAAGUCAUGAGACAAAGAUAUGGCAAAAAUAAUGUGAUAUUGUCUGAUAUUAUCAAACCAAAUAAAAGUGUUUAUGAAACUGGGCCUUUCAUAUAUGCAGACAUUUUAGAUUUCAAAAACUUACAAGAAAUUGUGGUGACUCAUCAAAUUGACAGCAUCGUCCACUUUAGUGCCCUUCUUAGUGCCAUAGGGGAAGCCAAUAUCCCCCUCGCCAUGAAGGUUAACAUUGAAGGAGUUCACAAUAUAUUUGAACUAUGCAGGCAAUAUAAUCUGCGUUUAUUUUUUCCUAGUACAAUUGGUGCUUUUGGUCCAGAUUCACCACGUAAUCCAACCCCAGAUCUUACAAUCCAGAGACCUCGAACAAUAUAUGGUGUAUCAAAAGUACAUGGGGAACUGCUGGGAGAAUAUUAUCAUCACAAGUUUGGGUUGGAUUUCCGGUGCCUUCGAUUUCCUGGCAUCAUUUCUGCUGAUACAAAUCCAGGAGGGGGAACAACAGAUUAUGCAGUCCACAUUUUCCAUGAUGCUGUGUCCACCAAGAAAUUUGAAUGUUUUCUUCAACCAGACACUCGUCUGCCCAUGAUGUACAUUGAUGACUGUCUCAACUCCAUUGUCCAGUUCAUGGAAUAUUCCUGUGAAAAUUUAUCAAUGAGAACUUAUAAUGUAAAUGCUAUGAGUUUUACUCCUGCUGAACUUGUGGAGGAAGUCAAAAAACAUGUCCCUGACCUGGAAGUCACUUACAAACCAGAUGAAAGACAAGCCAUUGCUGAUUCCUGGCCUGAAUGUUUUGACGACUCUAAAGCCCGAAGUGAAUGGGGCUGGUCACACAAGUACGACCUAAAAGAAUUAUGCAAUGUCAUGUUUAAAUACCUUAUGCCAAAAAAUUAA
This is a messenger RNA of Acanthosepion pharaonis, 1077 nucleotides long. Lineage: Eukaryota; Metazoa; Mollusca; Cephalopoda; Sepiida; Sepiidae. The record is from the annotation of a GenBank genome assembly.